Arabis nemorensis is the source of this 648-nucleotide messenger RNA. Lineage: Eukaryota; Viridiplantae; Streptophyta; Magnoliopsida; Brassicales; Brassicaceae. The record is from the annotation of a GenBank genome assembly.
AUGGCUUGCAGUUUAAACGGACUAACAGUCGGAGACUCAGUUCCGGUCAACAUGUUAGAGUCUCCAGCUCGUUCUGAGACCUUUCUUUAUCACAGGGAUGACUUACCAUUACAAUACUCUCCAAUGUCAGAAGAUUCAGAUGAAGCAAGAUUCUGCGAGGACCCAACAACAACAAGCACUAGCUCAUCGCAACCCGAUAGUCCGGUUUCACCUUACCGAUACCAAAGACCUCUUACUUCAACAAACUCACCACACCUGUCAUCGUCAUCUUCAUCAACAAUCUCACACCAUUCACAUACAUGUCCUACCUCCAUGAUCACCAAUGCAACAACGAGUACUACUAGUCCAGUGUCUCGCCAAAGAGGAUCAGACACCGAAGGAAGGUUUCCAUCAUCGCCUAGCGAUAUCUGCCAUUCGGGUGACUUGAGGAGAACCGCACUACUCAGGUCUGUUCAAAUGAGAGCGCAUCCUUUUGGUUAUGCUUCGAGUUCAGGGCCAAGCAACAUUGAUGGUGAAGAGAGGAUGUGUUUUAAGUCUAUGGAAGAAGAUAGAGGUUAUAAUAAUAGAGAGGAACAUGUCUCUUACACUGAAGUCUCUAGUAAGAGCAAGUCUUGUAAAGCAUUGGACAUGAGACUAUGUGAAAGGUGA